AUGGCCGUCCAGUCCUUCAAACGUUCGGCGAGCGUCGUCGGGUUAGGCAUGAAAGAGCUUGCCUUGGUCGCGCUCACGCUGCAAUCUUCGAUUCACAUCCUCGUCAUGCACUACUCUCGAACCAUGCCUCUGGUCAACGGCCGGCGAUACUUUCCCUCGACUGCCGUUUUCCUGAACGAAGUCAUCAAGCUUGCCAUCUGCCUGACCAUGGCCCUCUACGACAUUGCAACCAACCCUCGCACCCCGGACACCUCCACCGCCACCGCGUUGUUUUGGGAAGUGGGAAGAGCGGUGUUCACUGGCGACAGCUGGAGAAUGGCCAUCCCUGCCGUCCUUUAUACCCUGCAGAACAGCCUGCAGUACGUGGCCAUUGGCAAUCUCGAUGCUGCGACCUUUCAGGUCACGAGCCAGUUGAAGAUUCUCAGCACCGCCAUCUUCAGCGUGCUGUUGCUGGGUAGAGUGCUGUCAGGGCGGAGGUGGUUGUCUUUGUUGCUGCUCAUGCUAGGCGUCGCCAUCAUCCACAUCCCGGGGAGCGCUUCCUAUACCGCGUCCCUCACCAUCAAAGACCUCCGCAGAGGCAUCCAGCCUCGCAGCAUCCGCGACUCCCCCGCCUUGGCCGACGGGGUUGCAGGCGUGAUUGGCAAGCGCUCGGCGACCUACCAGGGUAUUGACAAAGAUUUCGCCGAUGCCAACCCCGAGCUUUACCCCUCCUUUGGCCUCGCAUUGGUGACGAUUGCCUGCUUCAUCUCGGGCCUGGCGAGCGUGUACUUUGAGAAAAUCCUCAAGCAUCCCAAGAGCGAGUACGGAAGCUCGGUGUGGAUCAGGAACGUGCAGCUCUCCUUCUACUCCCUCUGGCCCGCGCUGUUCAUCGGCGUCAUGUUCAAGGAUGGAGAGCACAUUUCCAGGCACGGCUUCUUUGCCGGGUACAACUGGGUCGUGUGGGCCGCCAUUCUACUGCAAUCCGCCGGCGGAGUGCUGGUGGCGUUUGUGGUCAAGUUCGCCGACAACAUUGCAAAGAGCUUUGCCACGAGCAUCUCCAUUCUGCUGAGCUUUCUCGCCAGCGUCUUCUUCUUCGACUUUGAAAUUACCCCACUCUACCUUGCCGGCACCACGGUUGUGCUCUUGGCCACGUACCUGUACAAUGCGGGCGUCGAUGGCGAGCAGCCAAAGGCGCCCGAGAUCCGGAUGCCGGCGUCCGAGAAAGGAAAGGAGCAAGGCUCGUAUUUUGCCCUGGCUCCGGCCGCCACUCCUUCCAAACCCGCAUUGCGAGGCGAAGCCCUCUCCACCAGCCGGCCCACGACGCCCACUUCCGGACUCGCGGCAGGCAAAGCGAGAGCAAUAGAGACGGACGGCAAUGAUACCCUUACCCCUCCGAUAUGCAGCAACGAUUCCAUAGACCCUGAGUCUAUGACUAUUUCCGCCUUUUCAACAUAUCCCGCUUGGAUCAUAGGCAGGGCGAUGGACGACUUCAUGCAUCGACGGCACGGCGGUCAGAACUUCCACCGCUUCGAUGAGCACGACGCUACUCGGCAUGGAAUAGCCGACCACCAUCAUGGCUACGGUGAUAUGCAAGACGCUUUUGCCGAUGAGUCGAUGGGUUUCAACUCUAUCGAUGAGCAGCUGCAUCGCCUCGCAGACCAGGGCAGUUGGAACCGACAAGCGACUCACAGAGGUGCCGGAGUGCCUCUAGCAUCUACAUCCGCGCGAGCUCCACCGUUCGCCGUUGAGUCCUACUACACAUCUCCACCGCGCUGUGCUCCAUAUCGCGCCGUGGAGUGCCCCUCGAACAUUUCCACCGGCCUUCCAUUUCGCGAAUCUUCGACUUCCUCUCCAUUCAAUCAACAGAUUCCCUCCUCCCCCACAAUCAGCGCCCGCCAACGCCAAUCCAGGCCUGUGGAAUAUGGAAGAGCAUUUCAAUCAACCCUGUUCGAGCAGCAGUCUACAAACGAAACAAUGCACCGUGGUCGCCGUGAGUCGAGUAAGGUGGAGGAUUCACACAACCCCUCGCACAUGGCGCAUCGAUCGCAGCAUGAGCCUGCUCAACCUUCCCGGCAACCACCUCAGUCCGCCUUGGUGACUCAUCGACCGAAACACAAUCCGCCCGUGGUGCAAGGCAUCGACCUGGUUUCCACGCACACGCUACCGGACCGCUUCCGUUCAAUAUUCCUCUUCCCGCUGUUCAACGCCGUGCAAUCCAAGUGCUUUGACACCAUUUACCACUCGAACAACAAUUUCGUGCUGUCAGCACCCACUGGUAGCGGCAAGACAGCGGUGCUGGAGCUCGCCAUCUGUCGUCUCGCCAACAGCUCGGCGAACGGAAGCUUCAAGAUUGUAUACCAGGCCCCAACGAAAUCGCUGUGCGCUGAACGCCAAAGAGACUGGGAGAAGAAGUUUGCGCCAUUGGACUUGAAGUGUGCAGAACUAACGGGUGACACCGAGCAUGCACAGUUGCAUAAUGUACAGCACGCACAGAUCAUCAUCACCACCCCAGAGAAAUGGGACAGCGUGACCCGCAAGUGGAAAGACCACCAGAAGCUUAUGCAAAUGGUGAAGCUCUUCCUCAUCGACGAAGUGCACAUUUUGAAAGAGGAGAGGGGUGCGACACUUGAGGCAGGAGUGUCUCGGAUGAAGUCUGUUGGAUCUGGUGUACGUUUCAUCGCGCUGAGUGCCACAGUGCCGAACUCUCAAGACAUUGCGAUCUGGCUGGGAAAGGAUGCAGUAGAACCUGAUGUACCAGCCGUUCGACAACGAUUUGGCGAGGAAUAUCGUCCAGUUCGACUCCAGAAGCAUGUCUGUGGCUAUCACACCGGACCGAACGAUUUCGCGUUUGAAAAAAGCCUCAAUGGGAAACUCCCGGCAAUUAUCAGCAAGUGGUCGCAGCGCAAGCCAAUCAUGGUAUUCUGCUUUACUCGCGGUUCUUGUGUCGAGACUGCCAAGGUGCUGUCCAAGUGGUGGAGCUCGAGUGCAGCACGUGAACGGUACUGGACUGCGCCGCGGAAACGGUUGGUCGUGGCGAACAAGGAAUUGAUGGACGCCAUCGCGACUGGGGUAGCAUUCCACCACGCGGGUUUGAGCCCCGAAGACCGAGCUGCUGUGGAGGGUGGUUAUCUCACCGGGGAGAUCAAUGUCAUCUGCUGCACGUCUACUCUGGCCGUGGGCGUCAACUUGCCUUGUCACAUGGUCAUCAUCAAGAACACUGUCGCCUAUCAAAACCCUGCUGCUGGCGGCUGUAAGGAAUACUCGGAUCUCGAAAUCAUGCAAAUGCUUGGUCGCGCCGGACGUCCGCAGUUCGAUGAUAGUGCCGUGGCUGUCAUCAUGACACGCCUGCCACGAGUGCAAUAUUACGAGACGAUGGUUGCGGGUCAGGAAGUACUGGAGAGCUGCCUUCAUCGCAACCUGAUCGACCAUUUGAACUCCGAGAUUGGACUUGGAACGAUCAUCGACGUUCCAUCGGCAAAGAGGUGGCUGAUGGGCACGUUUCUCUACGUCCGACUCCAAGUCAAUCCAGAACACUAUCAGAUCGAAGGAGAUGCCCCCGGCCGGAAUCUCGACGAACGCUUGGAGACUAUCUGCGGCAAAGCCUUGGCCUUGCUUUCGGACAACGAUCUUGUUGCGGCGUCCCCGAACCUCCAAUGCACCGAAUUCGGAGAUGCCAUGGCCCGGUAUUACGUUCAGUUCGAUACCAUGAAGACCUUUGUAGCCUUGCCUGCAAAAGCAAAGGUCUCCGAGAUCUUGUCUGCCAUCUCACAAGCUGCAGAGUUCAAAGACAUGCGAUUCCGCUCUGAGGAGAAAGCCAGCUACAAGACCUUGAACCAGAACAACUCGAUCAAGUAUCCAAUCCCGGUAAAUCUGGAUCUCCCCGCGCACAAAGUGUCCCUCGUUAUCCAGUCCACCCUGGGAGGGGUUGAACUUUCUGCAGAGGAACAGAAGUUCGACUUCACUAGUGCCAAGGCUACCAUCUUUCAGCACGCAACUCGUCUGGUGAGAUGUAUCGUUGACUGCAAGCUCUAUCUUGAAGACUCAGUGUCAACACGAAACGCCCUCAUGCUUGCUCGGAGCCUUGGAGCGAAAGUUUGGGACGACUCGCCCCUGCAUGUGACGCAGCUGGACGGUGUUGGCAUGGUCACUGUCCGCAAGCUUGUCAAUGCAGGGAUCUCAUCGAUCGAUGAGCUAGAGCUCACUGAUGCGCAUCACAUCGAGCGUGCUCUCUCUCGCAAUCCCCCUUACGGUACGCAGCUCCAGCAGAAAGCAAGAGCGUUUCCAAAACUUCGUGUCUCUUUGGAAAUGAUGGGUGAGCCUUUCAUUCGCCCAGGUGAGUACGUGACUGUGAAGCUCAAGGCCGAUGUGGGAUUCAUGAAUGAAAACGUACCUGAGAAGUUCCAACGAAAGGCAGUGUAUGCUUGCUUGCUGGUCGAGACCUCUGACGACAAGUUGCUUCACUUCGUGCGAAUGAGUGCAAAGAUGCUGAAGAAAGGUCACGACGUCCCGAUCAACGCCAAUCUGACAACUCCGACUCAAUCCAUUCGUGCAUAUGUCAUGUGCGACGGCAUUGCUGGUACUUUGCGGCAUGCGGUCCUGAAACUCCAUGUUCCAGCUUCCUCGUUUCCGUCGCCAAAGGCUGCAGAAGACCGAGAUGAACGAGCUGGCAACCUAGCUGCUAGCCACGCGCGCUCUUCCACCAAAAAUCAGUUGCGGUUGACCAAGGACUCCACACAGACCCAGAAUGACGAAUUCGGCGACGGAGACAUCGACGAUGCCGAUCUUGCCCGUGCUGAGGUCGACGACUUUGUCGACAUCGAUGAGCUAGAUCUCAGCGGUGCUACAUCAGCGCAAUCAAAGCGGAAUCGACAGAAUGCCGACUCCCCGAAUCGCGCGAAUGCGAGCCGGGAGCCUCAGCAGCUGCCCAACGGUAAAUGGGCGUGCAAUCAUGCUUGCAAAGACAAGAACAAGUGCAAGCAUCGUUGCUGUCAAGAAGGACUGGACAAGCAACCGAAACCACCAAAGGCAAAGGAAAAUCGGAAGCAGCUUGUGCCAAUCGCGGAUUCAAAACAGAAGCGGCUAGCUAUGCCUACCAACAAGCCCGCGAUUCCCAAAUCCAAGAGCACAUCAUCUCAGGAAAGGCCUGCUGCGAGACACCAGUCCAAAGAGGCUCAUGCUUUGGAUUAUCUACACAACAGUGUCAAGACGAAGAUGCCAAAGAUACCAACUCUUGGCCGCGCUCGAGCUAACGACCGGACCGAUACGAACGCCUCGUCGCCGAAGACGAAGCAGUCUCGGCUCAGCUUUGUUUCAGGAGGGCGCAGCGUGAUGAGGGGACUGCAAUUCGACGAUCUUGACGAUGGCUUGUGGAGCUCGAACAGUCUGGACGACGUGAACGACGACAUUGCUUCCUCGCACGAAAAGGGUAGAGCAUCGCACGGCAUCGGCGACGACUUUCGAGCCGGUGAAGAGGAGAUGCUGGACGAGAUCGAGGAUUUCGAUGAGAGCUUUGCAUUCGACCAGCCUUUCCCAGACAAUGCAGGAGAAGAGUUGAUUGAUCUGACUCGUGCCGGGCGUCUCAAGAAGCGUGGUACAGCAGAGUACACAGGCUACGACACUGGGAUUACAGAGCCAGCUCAAGCUCAAAGUGCGGCUGGUGCCAAGUACGAUGAAAAAUCCAGUCCGAAGCUCUUUCUCAGCGAUCUCUACAAUACGUGGGAGACUGGGCUGGGAGACACUCUCACCUCGACCACGCAGAAACGUUCCGCAGAAGAUGAUUUGAGCGAAGCUGGCGUUGGUGUCAUCUCAUGUUCGAAGAGACAGAAAAGAGACUCCUCGCUGCAGCCGACGACGGAUGUAAAGAUGCAAGCUGACAUCCUCGAUUCCGUCACGCCGUUGGAAGCUGUUUCUGCAGCAGCAGUGUCUGCCCCAAGAGCAGAGACACAUACAGCUCCUGACAACCUGGAGGAAUGGUUCACCGAGACUUUUGGCUCGCGACUGUUCGAGUUAACCAAUUGA
Molecule: messenger RNA, 5997 nt
Organism: Neohortaea acidophila
Lineage: Eukaryota; Fungi; Ascomycota; Dothideomycetes; Mycosphaerellales; Teratosphaeriaceae
Product: nucleotide-sugar transporter-domain-containing protein
Exons: 8
Coding region: 1-5997 (1998 amino acids)
Biological process (GO): pyrimidine nucleotide-sugar transmembrane transport
Cellular component (GO): Golgi membrane
Molecular function (GO): pyrimidine nucleotide-sugar transmembrane transporter activity; nucleic acid binding; ATP binding
Source: RefSeq, a predicted model, not a curated record